Eremothecium sinecaudum is the source of this 2001-nucleotide messenger RNA. It is a transcript of the gene PPZ1, whose product is annotated as salt homeostasis regulator. The coding region runs from base 1 to 2001 and encodes 666 amino acids. Gene Ontology annotation, cellular component: nucleus; cytoplasm. NCBI's taxonomy places the organism in Eukaryota, Fungi, Ascomycota, Saccharomycetes, Saccharomycetales, Saccharomycetaceae. The record is from RefSeq and is a predicted model, not a curated record. Gene Ontology annotation, molecular function: protein serine/threonine phosphatase activity. The transcript has a single exon.
AUGGGUAACACUCCAUCGAAGACGCUUUCCUCUACAAAGAAGAAAUCUGCGAAUAGCAAUAGUAGUAACAAUGAAGACUUACCGCAGUUUACACGAACUGACACGGGACAGUCUGCCAAAAGUUCCAGAUCGGUGAGAUCAAGUAGGUCACGAAAGUCACAGUCAGGAUCGGUACCUGGUACACCAAAGGCUGCUAUGAUUGAUAGCAGUGCUAUGUCGAUACCUGGCUCGUCUCAUUCGAGAAAAAAUAGUUAUACGCAUCUGAACCUGCCGUUGCCGGUGCUGUCAAGGUCCAAUUCACAGCAUAGUUUCACCCCCCAGCAGCAUACAAACGAAGCACAGGACCAGCGACUAGCGGCUGAUCAGAGGACAGCCGACCAGCAGCGAACUCCGCGUGCGGCAAGUUUUAGUAAUGGCGAAUUACCGCCUUCAAUGGUUCAGAUGGAACCAAAAUCUCCAAUUUUACGAUAUUUUUCAUCAAAUAACAAUCUUAACACGUCUUACAACGAAAAUUCUCUAACGGAUGACGACAUGGAUACUUAUAAUGGUAUAGACGGCACGGAAGACUCACAUUCCCACAAAUCACGGCGAGAGACUGCAAGGAGAAGGAGUAGCGUAUCGAGUCAGCGCAGAAAGUCGGGAGGCCAACAGCAUCUGGAGUUGCCGUCUUUCCCAACCACGUUGAGCCGAACGUCUUCUCACUCAAGUUCGCAUAGUAGGAAGUCAUCUUUAAGUGGUGUUGGCGGGAGCUCAGGCGGUAAUUCGGUAUAUUCAACCCCUUUGGCGUCUCCUGCAAUUCAUAAAGAGGAGCCAUCAGGGUAUUUUGGUAAUGUUGAUGGUCCUUUUGUUGGUUCCAAAGAAGCAUUAGGUGGAUGUGCCAUUGACGAUGGUCAAGAACACGAAUUCAACGCAACUCCAGAAGGUAGUGAUACUUUUGUGCGAGGUAUUCAGGACGGGGAGGAGUUGUUGGUGGAUGGUCAGGAUGGCACUAUACCUAAAAACAAGAAGCCUAUCAAACCGCUUGAUAUCGAUGAGAUGAUCCAAAAGCUACUAGACGCGGGUUACCUUGGUAAACGUACUAGGACGGUGUGCCUAAAGAACUCAGAGAUAGCACAGAUUUGCCAGCAAGCGCGUGAAAUAUUUUUGUCGCAACCAUCUCUUUUGGAGCUUUCACCUCCGGUGAAGAUAGUUGGUGAUGUGCAUGGUCAGUAUGCCGAUUUGCUACGACUAUUUACAAAGUGUGGGUUUCCUCCAUCAUCAAACUAUUUAUUUUUAGGGGACUAUGUUGAUCGUGGUAAGCAAUCCCUAGAGACCAUUCUACUACUUUUAUGUUACAAGAUUAAAUAUCCGGAAAAUUUCUUUCUAUUAAGAGGCAAUCAUGAAUGCGCUAAUGUGACCAGAGUGUACGGUUUUUACGAUGAAUGCAAACGCCGUUGUAAUAUCAAGACUUGGAAAUUGUUUAUCGAUACUUUUAAUACAUUACCACUAGCCGCUAUUGUUGCGGGGAAAAUUUUCUGUGUUCACGGCGGGUUAUCUCCUGUAUUAAAUUCAAUGGAUGAAAUACGGCAUGUCAGCAGACCUACCGAUGUUCCAGAUUUUGGCUUGAUCAAUGAUCUUCUAUGGUCGGAUCCCACUGACUCGCCGAAUGAGUGGGAGGAUAAUGAACGUGGGGUGAGCUACUGUUACAAUAAGGUUGCUAUCAACAAGUUCUUGAAUAAAUUUGGAUUUGACUUGGUUUGUAGGGCUCACAUGGUCGUUGAAGAUGGUUAUGAGUUUUUCAACGAUAGAAGUUUGGUUACAGUUUUUAGUGCCCCAAACUACUGUGGCGAAUUUGAUAACUGGGGUGCUGUGAUGAGCGUCAGCGAAGGCUUGCUCUGUAGUUUUGAAUUAUUAGAUCCAUUGGAUGGUGCCGCUUUAAAGCAGGUAAUGAAGAAGGGUAGACAGGAACGGAAAUUGGCUAAUAAGCAGCAGCAACAGCAUGAAAAACAACUAGAAGUAUAG